ACUAUAACAUAGCGACAAUUUGACACUUUACCUGUUCAUCAAUUUUCCUACAUUUGUGGAUGCAUGCAUGCCUACCAGUAAAGUGCAGGAAUAGUCAGGCUUGAUGCGGUGAUAUGAUGGUAGGAUAGCUAAAUGUCGUUUAAGCUGCCUCUUUAAUGUGGGUGUUAUUACGUCAGAAGUAAACGUGAAGAUGGCAACGCAUAAAGUGUCGAGUUAAACAUUUACUCAACAUUACACGAAUAGGAAACCAAUGAAACCAUGCCUUCUCUCUACAUACCUAAAUUGUAACACAAUUCCACGUGGCUUUAAUAUUCAAUAUUAAGCUGCCGGCUUUUACUAUUAAAUUUAAUUGAUUGUACAAGUAUUGAUAGUACAGUGAAAUUACCAAUAAGUUUUUUUCAAAUCCAAUAGUUACAUGUGCACAUAUAUAUUUUAAUUAAAUAUAUUCUUAAGGAGAUAAUAUUCAUUUCAGUUUUUAUUUAUACGAGCCAUUUAACUAUUACGACUCGUAAUUUACGAGGCUGAUUAUUAUUUAAACCACCUCAUUUAUCAAUUAUGACGGCGAGUGCAAGAUAUUCCACCGACCCCGAUCUUGUCUCCUGUCUAACGGAGAAAAUAUUAAUCCAGGCUGGCAUUUCACUGGAGCAGAUACAAACUGGGAUUUCCGUAUUGCAAAAAGUUUCUGGAAUUUUGCUUUCUUCAAACAUUCCAUUGCCACCUUUAAAUCUUAAUGUCGAGAACCUCGUCCAGCAAAGUGCAACUUUGCAGUCAUCAACAUCAUCCAAUGAUGAUGCUGUCAAACUGAUACACUUUCUCAAAGAUCUUCGCCUCCUUUCCAUUGCUCUGCUCAAGAGUAACAAACUAAACAAAUCCAAUGUUGACUUGGGAAGAACGCCAGCAAAUCAAACUCCACCAGAACCGGAAGUGAAGGACAAUGCUCAAGAGUCAGAUGAAGAUGUUCCUGGACACAACUUGAAACAAUUAAACAAUAUCUGCUAUAUUUGCAAGGAAUCAUCCCCUCCGCCAAAGCAUUCCUUUUAUCCCUGGCUCUGUUUGAAAUGCGGUGAUUUGAAUUUCCAGAAACGUUAUCAAACUGCCAAUCUUGGUGGAAAGGUCGCCCUUGUGACUGGUGGCAGGACAAAGAUCGGAUAUGAAAUAGUGCUGAAAUUGUUACGAUGUGAUGUGAAAGUCAUUGUCACGACUCGAUUUCCAGUAGAUGCUCUGAAACGGUAUGAAAAAGAAAAGGAUUUUUCUACCUGGAAAGAUAAACUUCGCCUUUAUCGGCUGGAUUUGAGGUUUCUUCGAGACGUUGAGAACUUUUGUGAUCACAUUAAUAAAAGUUAUGAUAGAUUAGAUAUCCUAAUUGAAAAUGCGGCCCAAACGGUACGACGUCCAACCGUGUAUUAUAGGGAAUUAGUGGAUGGGGAGAAUAAUACUGGUAUUUUAGAAAACGGGGACAUUUUGCAAAGGUUCACUAGUGGCAGAGUAGAGGAGAAGAAAUUAUUGGGUGGGGACGAGAAUGGAAUAUCUGACACAUUGACGACUACAAUUUGUGUGAGGGAUGUGCAAGGGCAGCGACACCACGAGGCUGUCUCCAUGGUCAAGGUACACAGGGAUGAUUACAAGUAUGAGAAAUGUGAACGGUCAAGCCUCCAACAUUUCCCAUCCGGGAUACUAAAUAAGGAUGGAGAUCCGAUCGAUUUGAGAGGAGAGAAUAGUUGGACCUUGGACUUGGAAGACGUUGAAAGCGGAGAGAUGGUUGAGGUCGCUUUGGUCAAUUACAUGGCGCCGUACAUCAUUCUCCAGCGGUUGACACCACUCAUGAAAAGGGGAAGGAGUGAAGGGAUAAACUGGGGUUGGGUGGUCUUAGUUUCUGCCAUGGAGGGCAAGUUUGAAGACUGUCAGAAAUCCGCAAAGCAUCCCCACACGAAUGCUGCAAAAGCCGCCCUCAACAUGCUGGUGCGGACGAGUGGAAAACAUUAUCAAAGAAUGGGCCUUCUUCUGACCGCCGUAGAUACUGGAUGGGUAACUCAAGAGCAUCCUGCGUACGUUCCACGCACCAACAAGCGUUACUCGGAGCAAACUCCACUGGAUGUAAUUGAUGGAGCAGCUCGUGUUUUAGACCCGAUAUUUCACACCGCAAAUACGGGGAAGGUUUGCUUUGGAAAAUUCCUAAAAGAUUAUUUCCCGACGAGUUGGUAACGUAUACAAAAUGUGUAAAUAUAUGGAAUACGGAUUCAACUUAAUAAAAAAAUGAAAAACA
Molecule: messenger RNA, 2263 nt
Organism: Folsomia candida
Lineage: Eukaryota; Metazoa; Arthropoda; Collembola; Entomobryomorpha; Isotomidae
Exons: 2
Coding region: 556-2202 (548 amino acids)
Source: RefSeq, a predicted model, not a curated record